Messenger RNA from Metarhizium album ARSEF 1941, 1077 nucleotides. RefSeq names its product catalase. Bases 1 to 1077 code for a protein of 358 amino acids. Gene Ontology annotation, cellular component: mitochondrion; peroxisome; cytoplasm. The transcript has 2 exons. NCBI's taxonomy places the organism in Eukaryota, Fungi, Ascomycota, Sordariomycetes, Hypocreales, Clavicipitaceae. The record is from RefSeq and is a predicted model, not a curated record. Gene Ontology annotation, molecular function: heme binding; catalase activity. Gene Ontology annotation, biological process: response to hydrogen peroxide; hydrogen peroxide catabolic process.
AUGGCCGCCGGCCCAGCUGCUUUGCCGCCUGGCGCUUCUGCCGCGCCAAGCGACCCGAUACAAGACCUCCCCCAAAAGUUGGUCGACCAAAUGACCACCAUGUUCGGCUACCACGCCGGCUACCGCACAACACACGCCAAAGGUCUCCUUGUCGAAGGGUCAUUCAAGCCAUCCGCCGAGGCGAAAUCUCUUUCCACAGCGCCUCACUUCCACAACCCUUCCACCCCGAUCAUAGCCCGGUUCUCCGUUGGCGGCGGCAUCCCCAGCAUUCCCGAUGCCGAUAACCAGGCCACUCCCAAGGGAGUCGCCAUCCGGUUCUUGAUUGACGACAAGACGCACACGGACAUGGUCACGCACUCCUUCAACGGGUUCGCCACCCGCAACGGCCAGGAUUUUUUAACCUUUCUCAAGCUCUUCUUCGCUCUGGCAGUUGCCAAGAAGCGCUUUGACGAUGCCGCCAGAAAGGGAGGCGACGCUUCCAAGGAACAGGUCGACCUCAAACAGGCAAAGGGCGUGUUUGAUGCCUGGCUGGGAACGCACGAGUCCGCAAAGAGAUUCUUCGAGUCCCCCAAGCCCAACCCCGUCAACUACGGCACGAUUACAUACUACCAACCAAACACCCACGUCCUGACCAAUGCAGAGGGCGAAACGGUCAACGUGCGCUACCGCCUGGACCCCGUGGACGGAGAGCAGCUGUUCCCGGAAAACGAGGCGCCAAAGCAGCCAAACUACCUGGAAGAUAAUCUCCUGUACAGGUUCCCCACCGAGCCCAUCAAAUUCAAGGUCCUUGCGCACAUUGCAGGCCCCGACGACGUCCUCGACGACGCUACCGUUCCGUACAAAAGCACAAGGUGGGUGCCGGUGGGAGACAUUGACAUGUCCAAGGUUGCCGAGGACAACGCGAACAAGCAGCAGCAGUUGGCGUUCAGUCCAGCGCCCGAGAGUGGCGGUGUUCGAGGCAUCAAGUCGAGCAAUGACCCGUUGAUCCAGACAAGGAAGGGCGUUUACUACAUAAGCUCUAAGCAGAGGCGGGAAGCAAAGAGGGAGCCUGGUGGUGUCGCCGAGCUCUACCCGUAG